CCCCCACGCUGGGUGACGGGCUGGUAGCACAGCUGAGGAACCUGCAGUAGAUCCGGACCAGCGGUGUCUGGAGGAGAUCCUCAGAUGUUCCACGCUGCUCCUGCAGAAACCAGCCAGUCCUGAAAGUCCAGGUUAUGGAACCCUCCCCUAACCGCCCCGCCGACCCCUCGCCCUGCGCCGCGCCCUCCCCGGACGACGAGGACCUCCCGGAUCUGGAGUGCGCCGUGUGCUUCUCCCAGUUCAACAACGUCUUCAACACGCCCAAGAUGCUGGAGUGCCGCCACACCUUCUGCCUGGAGUGCCUGGCGCGGAUGAACGUGAAGUCGGCGCAGCCCGAGAGCCUGCAGUGCCCGCUGUGCCGGGCGUACACGCCGCUGCCCUCGCUCGGCCUGCCCAAGCUGGCCACGGACGCCACCGUGCUGUCCUGCCUCCCCGAGGCCAUGCAGCACGUCUACAGCAUCCGCUUCAACCGCAGCAAGGGCCGGCUACAGGUGAAGCGCUCGCCCGCCGCCCUGACCACCAACCACCAGGGCCGGAGCCUGGACGUGGGCACGCCCGAGGACCCCCGCGCCGAGGGGGCGGAGCCCGCUGCCGACUCCUUCUUCGGCCAGCUGCUGAAGAUCCGCCUGUGCCGGGUGCUCAUCCUGGUCACCGCCAUCCUCAUCGUACUCUCCGUCGCCAUAGUUACCGUCUAUUACCUCAUCAAAAAAUGACGUCACGAGGACGGGGGUGGAUUUCAACAAACUCUUGGACGGUUUUAUUUUAUAGGUUCUUCAGGUAGAAAGUAAAAGGCACUCGUGCUGUCGGGAUCCGGGUUACAGGGUUCGA
Molecule: messenger RNA, 828 nt
Organism: Trichomycterus rosablanca
Lineage: Eukaryota; Metazoa; Chordata; Actinopteri; Siluriformes; Trichomycteridae
Product: RING finger protein 223
Exons: 2
Coding region: 135-713 (192 amino acids)
Biological process (GO): protein ubiquitination
Molecular function (GO): ubiquitin protein ligase activity
Source: RefSeq, a predicted model, not a curated record